GCCAUUGAUCGAAGCACAAACUAUUGAGAUUAGAGAGCGAGCGAGAGAGAAUUCAUUCGGACCCAACUCAACGACACGACUCGGCUCAAUUACCUGGUCCGAAGUUAUGGAACUCGCUCCACACAACCCGGGUUCUAAUCCGCUCCGACCCGACGAACCAGAGCUCGAACUCUACUCAAUCCCACGCCACUCUAGCUGGUUUCUGUGGGAUGAGAUUCAUGAAACUGAGAGAAUUGCGUUGAAAGAGUAUUUUGAUGGGAGCUCGAUAUCGAGAACGCCGAAAACGUACAAGGAAUACAGGGAUUUUAUCAUUAAUAAGUACAGGGAAGAUCCUUCUAGGAAGCUUACAUUCACUGAGGUUAGAAAGUCGCUUGUGGGUGAUGUUACUUUGCUUCAUAAGGUGUUUAAUUUCUUGGAGAAGUGGGGGUUGAUUAAUUUCGGUGCGAAUUCAGGUGGUGGAGGGGGUUUUGUUGCUGGGGGUGAUGAGAGGUGUAAGGUUAAGGUUGAGGAUGGAGUUCCCAAUGGGAUCCGGGUGGCUGCAAUGCCGAAUUCCAUUAAACCCAUUUCGCAGGUUUCGGGUCAACCUAAAGUUGGGGAGGUUGGGGGUGGUGGAGGUGUGAGUAGAGUUGGGUUUCCUCCGUUGGCAUCAUACUCUAAUAUUUUUGGUGAUUUGAAGAAGGAGGGGUUGGUUUGUGGAAACUGUGGUGGACAUUGCGAUUCUGGACACUACAAGUAUAGCAAGGGUGAUUUUCUGAUUUGCGUAAAGUGUUUUGAAAGUGGAAACUAUGGGGAGAACAAAUUAAGGGAUGAUUUCAAGUUCAACGAGGCAGUUGAAAAUAGCAGGAUUAAUGGAGUUGAAUGGACUGAAUCAGAAACCCUAUUACUUUUAGAAUCUGUUUUCAAGUAUGGGGAUGAUUGGGAGCUUGUUGCCCAAAAUGUUCAGACCAAGACCAAAUUUGAUUGUAUUGCUAAGCUCAUUGAUCUGCCUUUUGGGGAGCUUGUAUUGGGUUCUGCUUACACAAAAGACAAUUCUAAUGGCUUUAGUGCUAAUUUGGACUCUACAAAGCAAGUUCAGUUAUCUUCAACAGGGUGUCAAGAGACUAUCAUAACCAAGGGUCAGUUGCAUGAGCAGACAGAUGAUGGCAAGCAGAACGGAGACACUUUGAGUGAAGGUCCACCUUUGAAAAGACAGCGCAUUGCUUCUCUUUCGGAUGCUAGUACAUCUCUGAUUGAACAGGUAGCUGCCAUAUCAACCAUGGUUGGUCCACAAAUCACAGCUGCCGCAGCUGAUGCGGCCGUUAAUGUGAUUUGUGAGGAAACCUCAUGUUCAAGGGAGAUAUUUGAUACUGAUGACGAUUCUCUUACUAAUGGCGUGUGGUCUCCUGCUAAAAACUAUGAGACAGAGAGAGUCCAAGACGGGGAUUUGGAAAUGAAGGAAAAGCCAACCGGAUCAGAGAGUCAGGAUGCACUCUUCAGAAAAGAUGACAUACCUCCAACUUUGCAAAUUAAAGCUGCCAUUGGAACAACUCUCGGAGCAGCUGCCGCUCACUCAAAAUUAUUGGCUGAUCAGGAGGAUAGACAGAUUGAAUAUCUAAUGGCAACCAUAAUUGGGACACAGAUGAAAAAGCUGCACUUCAAACUGGAUUACGUCAAAGAUCUGGAGCAAAUCAUGAAGAAGGAACACGCUCAAAUUGAAGACGCAGAAGAUUUUCUCGUACAAGAGCGGAUUAAUGUCUUGCAAAGAACAUUCGACUCCAGUGUACCUAGAUGGAGGGGUCAUCCCGCUAUGAAAUCUUGAAACGCUUGUUGUAUUGUUAAUUGUAGAGUAGAGUAGAUUAGAGCAGGAUGUGUUUCCUUUGUAUCUUUAGGCGAUUUCUAAUUCUUGCUGAUGAGGUUAGGCUGGUUAGCAGAUUAGGGUUGAGGAACAGAACAACUUUGUACAAUUGGGAUCUUAUCGUUUCUUCACAUGCUUA
Malus domestica (apple) is the source of this 1973-nucleotide messenger RNA. RefSeq names its product SWI/SNF complex subunit SWI3A-like. Gene Ontology annotation, molecular function: protein binding. The record is from RefSeq and is a predicted model, not a curated record. NCBI's taxonomy places the organism in Eukaryota, Viridiplantae, Streptophyta, Magnoliopsida, Rosales, Rosaceae.